Phytophthora sojae is the source of this 2598-nucleotide messenger RNA. RefSeq lists its product as hypothetical. The coding region runs from base 1 to 2598 and encodes 865 amino acids. The transcript has 7 exons. Gene Ontology annotation, cellular component: U4/U6 x U5 tri-snRNP complex. The record is from RefSeq and is a predicted model, not a curated record. Gene Ontology annotation, biological process: mRNA splicing, via spliceosome. Lineage: Eukaryota; Oomycota; Peronosporomycetes; Peronosporales; Peronosporaceae.
AUGGAGCCGCACGCCGAGGCGCCGCGCCGCAAGCGGAAGAGCAGGUUCAGCGAUGCACCGGCAGACGCCGCCGCGCCCGCGGCGAAGCGCGCAGCCGUCGGAAGCAAUGGAUCUACCCCCGCGCUGGACCCCGCGGCCCUGGCGCGUGCUGCAGCGGCCAAGAUAUCGCGCGCCAUCCCCGGGUCCGCGGCCGCCGCCGCCGCGUUUUCCGUCCCAGCAGCCGCUGCGAGCGCCACACCGGCGCAUCUGGACCCGGAGGAGCUGCGCCGCAUCGAUCAGGAGAAGAAGCGCAGGACGGACCAGAUCUACAAGUCGGUGCAGAGCCAAAUGAGCCACAUCAAGGCGCUGCUGCGGAAGCCUGGUCCUGCUGCUGCAGCUGCUGCGACCGCCGCAGCACAGGCUGCAGGCGUUGGCAGCGGAACGUUCAUGCCGGCGCCGUUGCUGCUGGAUGAACAGGGACGGGAGAUCGACGCCGCGGGUAAUGUAGUCGCCGAGAAGCCGACGGUGGCGCCUGUAGCGACGCUCAAGGCCAAUCAAGCGGGAGCAAGAGGCAGCGACGCAGUUAAGAAGAACCAAAACCCGUACCUGUCACAUCUCACAGUGGGCGAGGAGGACAAGCUGGAAGCUGUGGAUCCCAGGCUGAAGGUCACCAAGAGAGAAACGCGCGCCCGCAAGACCUUUAACUUUGUCGCCCAAGGCACGUAUGUUAAGCAGGCGGAGCAGGUACGCGCUCGCGAUGCCAAGAAGAUGAUGGCUGGAUUCACGUCGGGACGCAACCCGCGCGGGUACCAGAAGGAAUCGAUUGUGCCCAUCGACGAGUCUGCCGAGCCGACACCCGAGGAUGACGAGAAAGCUAGCAGAAUGGAAGUCGACAGCGUCGAAGUUCCACCCAAGCCAGAGAUGUCUACACCCGACGUGGAGUGGUGGGAUGUGGAGUACCUUCCGAAGGACAAGCGUUCGAUGGUGGACAAAUUCGGCUUUAUCAAGGCGAAGGUUCGCAAGGAAGAUCCCGAAUCGACGGUAGCCUACACUGACAUGAAGCUCAAGUGCUGCGGCACUGCUCACGUCAUCGAACACCCGGCUCGGCUCAAUCUGAUUGUGAAGCAAGACGACAAACCGGUGGCUGUGCCACUGCUGCUCACUGCUGCUGAGCGCAAGAAGAUCCGCCGGCAGAACCGUGCUGAUCGCGAGAAGGAGAAACAGGACAAGAUCGCGCUAGGAUUGCUUCCGCCUCCAGAGCCCAAGGUGAAGCUGUCAAACAUGAUGCGUGUGCUGUCUGAGCAAGCCGUGGCGGAUCCGUCGGCGAUUGAGCGCAAGGUUCGGGAGCAGAUUGCGCAGCGCGAGAAGAACCACGAAAUGCGGAAUCUCGCGCGCAAGCUCACACCCGAGGAGCGUCGCGAGAAGAAACUGCGCAAGAUCAAGGAGGACGCCGCCGGAGACAUUCACGUGGCGCUCUUCAAGGUGCCGGAUCUCUCGAACCCGCAACAUCGAUUCAAGGUCGAUGUCAAUGCGCAGCAGUACCAUCUCACUGGCGGCGUGCUGAUCUGCAAGGACAGCAAUAUCAACAUGGUGGUGGUGGAAGGCGGAAGGAAGGCCAUCAAGCAGUACACGAAGCUGAUGAUGCGGCGCAUCGACUGGCUCGGGGCUCGCGAGGCCGAACAGGAGUCGGACAGCGAGGACGAGGACGCUGCCAAGCGCGGCAACGGGUGCCUGCUCGUGUGGCAGGGCGUGGUGGCCCGUAAGGCGUUCAACAACUUCCGCUUCCAGGAGUGCCGGACGACGGUGACGGCGCGGAAGGUCAUGGAGGCCAAGAACGUCGUGCACUACUGGGACCUCGUCGAGAAGUCCGCGGAGACCGCGGCGGCGGCCCCCGCGACUAAGACCGCGCUGGUUGAAGCCGGCGGUCAGAGACUGAGGAGCGAGUGUCAACUUCGCGACAGCCGCAGCGAUAGCCAGCAGCAAAAAAUCAUCGUCAUCCGCUCGCGGCGGUCGCGUUUUCGGUGCACCUGGCUCGGUGCAGACAGACAAGUCUCCGCAGCGGAAAAAUACAGCGGCGGCGGCGGCGACGGCAAUAGUGGCCUCAACCUUGCCAGGAAGAAGCUGUCCGCACCGACAGCUCCUGCGAUCCAGCCGCGGACGUCGGAACGCAACGGCCAACGGCGACGCCAGCAGCAGCAGCGCGCUCACAACACGGAGAGUCUCGCCUCGAGAGCUCUCGCUCGAGUGUCGAUUGAACUGCAACCAGCAAGAAACGGGCCCAGCCGGCAGCAGAGCGCGAGCCCGAGCGCGCCAGAUGGAGGGUGGAGCUCGGGCAUCGAUGAUGGCCGCAGCAGCGUUUGUGCGCCGCUGAGCCCCAUCCCUGCUCCGCGCGCACCAAGCGCGCCGCGCUGCAAUGCGGGCCGAGGCUGUCGCUCGCGUGUGCCUAUCCCGGGGCAAAAGCUACAAGCUCCUGAAGUUGUGGAGCCCGGAUCAGCUCCAUGGCAGCACAUCCAGCAAUCUCUAUGCGCCCGCGGACCUGAGGGUGAGGAACCUUCGGGCCUCGGCGCGUCCUCACCGCGAACAGCAGCGGAAGAGGGCUCGCUCGCACAACCGGAAUAA